CGUUCCGUUGAACUGGAAAAGCGUAAGGUGAAAGAUGGUUGGGGAGAACGUUUGGUCGACCUUUGAUAAAAUCAAUGACAUUUUUCCACAAGAAAAAUGCUUGAAAGAGAGAAGCAGCCAAGUUGAAGAGAGCAACUAACGGUCAAUCCCAACACUAACGAAUCCUCUCCGCCCUUCAAUCUUAUAUCUCUCUGCUUCUCCUUUGAGCUCGCCAUCACUUCCCUUCCUUAGAGAUUGCCACUCUCGCAGUGUUCUCAAGUUUCCUCGGUGUACCUGAUGUCAUUUGCAGGACAACAUGUGAGAGAAGAUCAUGUUUUGAACAAUUCCUUGCUUUGUGGUUUCUCAUCAACACUCUCAGCAUUCGAUGCAGGGGCUUCGGCAAAUUGUAAAUGUGAUUCGGUACUAGGGCUCAGAAAGUGUGGUCCGGCAAUAGGGCUCCGGCAUUGUGUAAAAUACGAUCCAGCAGUAGGGCUAUGGCUCUGUUGCAAGUGCGGUCUGGCAGUUGCAAAGGGCGAUCUGGCUUUAGAUGUUACGGGAUUCCAAGCUACGGCACUAUGUAAAGGGAAUUUUGGCCAUAUUCAGUUUCCGUCUGGUUGUCUUAAGACGGUUCGACACUUGGGCAAUUGCAAAGGGCGAUCUGGCUUUAGAUGUUAAAGGAUUCCAGGCUCCGGCACUAUGUAAAGGGAAGUCUGGCCGUAUUCAGUUUCCGUCUAGUUGUCUUAAGACGGUUCGGCACUUGGGCAGUUGCAAAGGGCGAUCCGGCUUUAGAUGUUACUGGAUUCCAGGCUCCGGCACUAUGUAAAGGGAAGUCUGGCCGUAUUCAGUUUCCGUCUGGUUGUCUUAAGACGGUCCGACACUUGGGUGCUGUGAUGGUGAGGCUCCGGCACUAUGUAAAGGGAAGUCUGGCAGUAUUCAGUUUCCGUCUGAUUGUCUUAAGACGGUCCGACACUUGGGUGUUGUGAUGGUGCCUGUGAUUGUGCGCUCCCGCAAUGUGCUAUUGGGGUGCCUUAGAUGUUAAGGGAUUCCAGGCUCCUGUACUAUGUAAAGGGAAGUCUCAGUUUCGAUCUAGUAGUUGUCAUAAAAUGGUCCAGCACUUGGGCACUCCGGUAAUGUGAUGGUGCGCAGCUCCCGCAAUGUGCUAGGAUCCAAAACUCAACAUAAAACUUGGCCAAAAAGAUUUUUGUGUAGGGGAAAGGCAUUUCUGUCUAAAAAAUGAACUUUUUCCCUUAAGGGUAUUUGCAUAGAAAGUUUGUUUUGGGGAAAAAGUAAGAGAAAAAGUUAGGUUGGGGUAAAUUACAUAGAAAGUAUGCUUUUGGGGUUUUUUAUAAUUUUCCUAAAUUUAUAUAUGUACC
Molecule: messenger RNA, 1352 nt
Organism: Amborella trichopoda
Lineage: Eukaryota; Viridiplantae; Streptophyta; Magnoliopsida; Amborellales; Amborellaceae
Source: RefSeq, a predicted model, not a curated record